AACGAGGCUCUGUCGCAGCCGCUAGCCCGUUUUCACACACCCCCUUAUGAAGCACUGACUAAUCUUGGUCCCUGCCUUGCAACCUUCGAGUCGUGGCUGAUAGAGUUUCAGCUACACCCUUUUGCCCAAUUCCCACGACACGGUCUAAAGGAAGACAUUUCCUCUUGCACUCGAGAGUCGACAGCAAUGAUAAUAGGGGUUUUUACAUUUUUUGGUCACACACGAGCCGCCCACUCGAGAAAAUGCCUGUCGUUAUUUCCCUUUCGCUUGGGCAUUGUUACCAGCGCAACGAGCAACGGCCCACUUCACUGUAUGACGCAGGCUUGGCUGGCAAGGAGAGAGGGAACGAGGCACAAGCUUGAGUAA
This is a messenger RNA of Protopolystoma xenopodis, 366 nucleotides long. NCBI's taxonomy places the organism in Eukaryota, Metazoa, Platyhelminthes, Monogenea, Polystomatidea, Polystomatidae. The record is from the annotation of a GenBank genome assembly.